Messenger RNA from Pocillopora verrucosa, 965 nucleotides. RefSeq names its product isoamyl acetate-hydrolyzing esterase 1 homolog. Lineage: Eukaryota; Metazoa; Cnidaria; Anthozoa; Scleractinia; Pocilloporidae. The record is from RefSeq and is a predicted model, not a curated record. Gene Ontology annotation, molecular function: hydrolase activity, acting on ester bonds.
UCGGUGAAGAUGGCGGUAAGAUUGUUUCCAAAACUUGUUCUCUUCGGGGAUUCCUUAACUCAGGAAUCUUUUAGUGAAGGAGGCUGGGGAGCAACACUGGCAGAUUAUUAUCAAAGGAAAUGUGAUGUUCUUAAUCGAGGAUUCAGUGGUUACACAUCAGCAUAUAACAAGUUCAUUCUGCCCAAAGUCCUUCAGAGUGACAAUAAUCCCAAGGGUAGUACUGUGGCAGCAAUUGUGCUACUUGGUUCAAAUGAUGCUGUCUGCAAUGAGACAGACCCACGGGGACUUACUGUAGAACAGUAUGCUACAAACUUAAUGGACAUCUUAACACAAUUCAUGAAUGAUGGCAUGGAAGCAAGUCAACUAGUUUUAUUGACACCACCAGCAGUAGCAGAUGAUAAGUACAAGGAAUGUUGUGCAGAACGUGAUGUACCAGUAAGCCUUUGGGAUGCCCGGGUAAAACCUUUUGCUGAAAAAUGCGCUGAUGUGGGAAAAAAGCUUGGAGUGGAGGUUGUCGAUCUUUACAAGUUAUUCCAUGAACAGCCAAACUGGGAGUCUUUUGUAAGUGAUGGCCUACAUUUUUCAAAAGAGGGAAACCAGUUUGUGGCACAGCAAGUGAUUCCAGUGCUGGAUACCAAGUUAGGACACUUGCCUAUGAUAUUUCCUGACUGGAAGGAUGUAGACCCAAAGCAUCCAGAUAAAUACUUUUGUAAUAAUUAGCACCUUGGGUUAAUUACCUUUAUUUACUGACCAAAACAAACAAUUAUUAAAAACAUAAAAGCAUAGAUCGUAAGUAAAAACCACACCAAAUGCAUGCGUAAUCCAGUGUAUCAGUUAUCAAAUAUUUAAGUUAACUGUUAUGGAGACAAAGUUUAAUAAUUGUAAUUGUGCAUUACAUCCAAAUAGACAUUGUAUGAAUCAGAUUUGUAUAUUUUUAUUACAAUAAAUAUGACACACUUCUACAA